Molecule: messenger RNA, 1230 nt
Organism: Sclerotinia sclerotiorum 1980 UF-70
Lineage: Eukaryota; Fungi; Ascomycota; Leotiomycetes; Helotiales; Sclerotiniaceae
Exons: 1
Coding region: 1-1230 (409 amino acids)
Biological process (GO): carbohydrate metabolic process
Source: RefSeq, a predicted model, not a curated record
AUGCGUCGCUCGCUUGUCUUUCUAUGCUAUGUGCUCAGCUUAGCUGACAUAGCUACCUCACAACAAUCUACUGCCAAUGCUGAAGCUGCUUUCAGGCAAUUGCAAACUUGGUACAACACCGCUUCUGGUCUCUGGACCACAACGGGAUGGUGGAAUGCUGCGAAUUGUCUAACCGUCCUGGGGGAUCUGGCCGCAGUCGAUCCGAAUGUCAGGUCAAACAUCACUGGUGUUAUGUCGAAUACUUUUACCCGGGCUCAAACGAAUAACGUAAAAAUGACCAAAGCGGUAUUGCCAGACUUCAGUUAUGUUUGUUUGUAUGGCGAUUCUACCAACGCCACGGACGAUGUGCUAGUGAACUAUAUUCCCGUACGUGCAAGAGCUAGUCUGAGCCCCAGACAAUUCAAAGGAUUUUUGAAUGAUUAUUACGAUGAUGAAGGUUGGUGGGCUCUAGCCUGGAUCCAAGCAUACGAUAUCACUGGAAAUAGGGACUAUCUAUCAAUGGCCGAGUCUAUUUUCGCCGACAUGAAAAAGGGCAGUAACACACCUUGCUCAAAUGGUGUCUCGGGUAUUUGGUGGGACAAGCCAAACACAUAUGUCAACGCCAUUGCAAACGAACUUUAUUUGAGCGUAGCUGCUCAUCUUGCAAAUCGUGCAUCAAAUAGAGCAAGUUAUUUGACCAUCGCAAAAGAUCAAUGGGGCUGGUUCCAAGGGACGGGAAUGAUCAAUACGCAAGGAACAAUUAAUGAUGGGUUGACGAGUGACUGUCGAAACAAUGGAGGAACUGUUUGGAGUUAUAAUCAAGGGGUUAUACUAGGAGGACUCGUCGAACUUUCUAGGGCGACAGAUGACCCAAGCUACAUUAACAAGGCGAAAAGCAUUGCCUCAGCAGCGAUCAAAGCAUUAUCAGACUCAAAUGGAAUUCUUCACGACCCAUGCGAACCUAAUUGCGGAGCAGAUGGCGCACAAUUCAAAGGAGUAUUCGUGAGGAACCUCCAGAGGCUCCACCAAGCAUCACCCGACUCAAGUUACUUUACAUUUAUCGCAAAUAAUGCAAAGAGUAUUUGGGCAAACGAUAGAGAUCCGUCUACUAAUUCACUUGGUGUUAAUUGGGCAGGGCCAUUCAUCUCACCGGCAGACGCAAGUACACAGAGCUCAGCAUUGGAUGCUCUUGUAGCGGCGGUUACAGUUGGAGCUAGACGAGUCAUUAGGGGAUCGAGAUGGGUAGCGUGA